CGCCUUCGCCUAUCAGUCCACGUUUGACUUUCGAACGUUAUACAUGCGCGGGAAUAUUGACAUCAUCGCCAUUUUUUUUGACGUAAAUCAAACAAUGUUUUAAUUAGUUAUAAUCGUGUGUUGAAGAUGAUAAUUAAUUGAUGAAUAGAUCUUCUAUUAGAUAUAGUGACUCAAAAAGUGUUUUAAGUGAAAGUGUUUAAUUUUUCAAAAUGAAAUCGUCGACUAUGUUAUUCGGCGGAUUUAUAUUACUGGCUGUUUUGUAUGGUGCAGUCCAGCCGUUAUGUGUACUCGAAUCAGACUUCGGGUUCAAAAUAAACUGUGCCUUCAAAAAAUCAGGACUAUUCAGAGUAAGGAAUCUGGGUGGAGUUAAAGCUCACGCUAGCAUAGGUUUCAGUCUUGGAGACGAGCUAGGAUUCGAUCAGUCCCUCACCAACCAGGACCCCAGCAGACGAAGAUCUGUAAACUUCAAGAAUGGAGCUCCAAAUAUACUGGUCGACACUACCAACCGCCCCGCGGCCGCGGCCAAGCAAGAAAAACGUGGCAAACAGAAUCGUAUAAUGAUGAGGCCGGUGGCACCUGUCACAAAACCGAACCAGGCGUCGAUGGACAAGUUGUCAUCCUUACACAGACGUGUUUCAACCAUGGAUCCUAUCGUGGUUCCCAGCCCCGAGACGCCCGUCUUCAAACCGCAACCCGCGGUAACCAUGGCUAAACCCAUGCCCAUGGGCAUACCCGCCUUCAAACCAUUACCACCUAAGGAAGAAACCCUGAAGGUGCUCCCAAUAGCCGCCAAGAAGACGUACUCCCCAUGGCCCGUCCCGCAAUCCAAACCAGGAACUGUCUACCAAAGUGAGAUAUCACCAAUACAGUACCAUACCAUGAAAAUCACCAAACCACCAUACAAGUCAUCCAACAUCAACCCAUUCGUUCCCAUACCGUCACAGACAUCUAUCAUACCAUCGAAUCACUUGCCGAUCCAAACCAAUCCCAUUUAUAACUUUGUAGACCCAGUACCUCACCAGGUCCACGACAUAGCGAACAGCUAUCCAGCUUACAGCACCAAGAAGAUAGACGAUUACAACAGCAUCAGUGGCUACAGUGACGACACCGCCUUGAAGUUCAAUAAAGAAGAUAUAGACGCUAAGAUAGCCGAGAUAGCCAAGGCUGGGAACAUCUCCACUGAAGCCGUCGAGGCGGCUAUAGCCCUCAGACAACAGCAGCUGUUGAGCAAAUACGCUAACAUACCAGCUCCGACAACCACUACAACAACGACCACAACAACAGAGACUGUUGUGUAUCAAGAACCCGAGCCGGAAAUCAUAGUGGCGCCUGUGCCGCAGAAACCGAAGAGAAACCCAACAACAGGCAAAGUGAUGAACGCCCCUCGCGAGUAUUACCCCGUGGGAUACGAAAAGAAUUUCGAUGAUCACUUCCAGUCCAAAGUGGAUCUUCCAGACACCAGCUUCCACUGUGGGGAUCAGAAAUACUUCCCCGGACUGUACGGCGACGAGACGCUAGGAUGCAUGGUGUUCCACGUGUGUGCUCUAACAGACGACGGGCUGGUGAUGAAGUCGUUCCUGUGCCCGGAGUCCACGCUCUUCGACCAGACCAUCCUCAAGUGCAACUGGUGGUUCUACGUCGACUGUAAACACACCACCAGCCUCUACGACACCAACAUACCCGUCUCCAAGAGCUACCAGCUCAUGAAGGCCCUCACCUUCUUCACCUCUUACAAAAAGGAAAUGGAAAAUGGUCAGGCCAUGAACCCUGAAGAUAUAGGCGGAGUUAAAGACGCCAUAACGAUACUACAGAACCAAGAUGCCAAGACGGCCGAGAGUGAACGCGUACAAGUAGUGACGUCACAUCCGCUCAUAGACGAGAGAAGCAGGAGAGACAACUAUACAGCACCGGUCUACAGAGGAACCAGAGAAUAUAACGAGACAGAGAAAGAGACAGAGAAAGACUUCAAAUAUGUUAGAGUUAGAGCAGACAUUAGUUACAGCAACAAGACUAGCAGCACGGAAGAGAAGAAUAGACGGAGGCUGGCUCACAGAAACAGAGGCGGGGCUGUUACUACUACUACAACUACAACAACUACUGCAACUACAAAGAAACAUGCUGAGAGUCCACUUGUAGAGAUCAUGAAGCAAGAAAUACAACCCAUAGAGGUAGAGACCAAGAGAGAGACACUCACAGACCAGCUAGACGAUACACAACAAGACAAGACAGACACCCGACCUGUUAGAAGGUUCUACAGGUCGAGUGGAGAGAGAGGAGAUACGAGGGAGAUAAGAGGGACAGAGAUAGAGAUAGUCAACAACGAGAGGGUGCAGAUUGUGAGACCGGCUAACACCGAGUCUAGACUAGACGACGCGGUGCUAGGCAGGUCUAGACACAAGGACAGAGAUCAAUAUACAUAAUAAAUUAGUCAAUUUAGUGUCAUAGAGAUUAAUUUAUUUAUUCCUCAAUGUUCACGUGACACGUCACGUGUAUCCGGCGUGACGUCGUUACGUGUGUGUGCUCAAUUUUUAACGUAGUCUGCCUUCAGUCAAGUGAUAUUACGGUGUAUGUUUU
Messenger RNA from Danaus plexippus (monarch butterfly), 2574 nucleotides. RefSeq lists its product as uncharacterized. NCBI's taxonomy places the organism in Eukaryota, Metazoa, Arthropoda, Insecta, Lepidoptera, Nymphalidae. Gene Ontology annotation, molecular function: chitin binding. The coding region runs from base 210 to 2420 and encodes 736 amino acids. Gene Ontology annotation, cellular component: extracellular region. The record is from RefSeq and is a predicted model, not a curated record. The transcript has 7 exons.